AAAUGUUUUGUGACGAUUAUCCCCGCACCGUCCAGAGUACUCUAACCCACAAGUUGAGGCCGCCCUGCAGCCCAUCAGACGAGGACGCGCGCGUGUAUAAAAGCUGACUGGACUCCCAGCGUCUGUCAGCGAAGCCGAAGCAGCAGCCAAUUCGCUCGAGUUCAGAUCGAGCGCGCGCCAAGCAAGUCUUCCGGCCGGCCGCGAAGAGCGCAAUCAAGCAAGACAAGAUGGUGAAGCUCGCCUUCGGAAGCGUCGGCGACUCCUUCAGCGCCACCUCCAUCAAGGCCUACGUGGCCGAGUUCAUCGCCACCCUCCUCUUCGUCUUCGCCGGCGUCGGUUCCGCCAUCGCCUACGGGCAACUGACGAAUGGCGGCGCGCUGGACCCGGCGGGCCUGGUGGCGAUCGCGAUCGCGCACGCGCUGGCGCUGUUCGUGGGCGUGUCCGUCGCGGCGAACAUCUCGGGCGGCCACCUGAACCCGGCCGUGACGUUCGGGCUGGCCGUGGGCGGCCACAUCACCAUCCUGACGGGCGUCUUCUACUGGGUGGCCCAGCUGCUGGGCGCCACCGUGGCGUGCCUGCUCCUCGGGUUCGUCACCCACGGCAAGGCCAUCCCGACGCACGCCGUCGCGGGCAUCAGCGAGCUGGAAGGCGUCGUGUUCGAGGUCGUCAUCACCUUCGCGCUCGUCUACACCGUGUACGCCACCGCCGCCGACCCCAAGAAGGGCUCGCUCGGCACCAUCGCGCCCAUCGCCAUCGGCUUCAUCGUCGGCGCCAACAUCCUCGCCGCGGGGCCCUUCAGCGGCGGCUCCAUGAACCCCGCCCGCUCCUUCGGCCCCGCCGUCGCCGCGGGCGACUUCGCCGGAAACUGGGUCUACUGGGUCGGCCCGCUCGUCGGCGGCGGCCUCGCUGGCCUCGUCUACGGCGACGUCUUCAUUGGCGGCUCCUACCAGCAGGUCGCGGACCAGGACUACGCCUAAUUUAUUCACCACUCCAUCUCCGCUCUGGAUGAAUGGAUUCAAAACCGUCGUCGUUUGCUUUUGCUCCUCGCCACGUUCAAUUAAUGGUUGUGUAUGCAUGUAUGUGCCAAUAUGAUGUGCCUUUGCCCUGGUC
Zea mays is the source of this 1110-nucleotide messenger RNA. Its product is annotated as tonoplast intrinsic protein 2. NCBI's taxonomy places the organism in Eukaryota, Viridiplantae, Streptophyta, Magnoliopsida, Poales, Poaceae. The record is from RefSeq and is marked provisional. Gene Ontology annotation, molecular function: water channel activity. The coding region runs from base 228 to 977 and encodes 249 amino acids. Gene Ontology annotation, biological process: transmembrane transport; water transport. Gene Ontology annotation, cellular component: plant-type vacuole membrane. The transcript has 2 exons.